Molecule: messenger RNA, 2937 nt
Organism: Sinocyclocheilus rhinocerous
Lineage: Eukaryota; Metazoa; Chordata; Actinopteri; Cypriniformes; Cyprinidae
Product: POU domain, class 4, transcription factor 2-like
Exons: 2
Coding region: 606-1757 (383 amino acids)
Biological process (GO): regulation of transcription by RNA polymerase II
Molecular function (GO): DNA-binding transcription factor activity, RNA polymerase II-specific; RNA polymerase II cis-regulatory region sequence-specific DNA binding
Source: RefSeq, a predicted model, not a curated record
AGAGAGAGACGCAGCCUGCCCUUCGCCUUGGAGCACAGGCAGAUCGAGUCCCCGCAGCAUUGAAUGUAGUCGACUGCCACCUUUAUCUCAUAAUCAAAUUCAGCAAGAAUCGGGAUAAAGGUUAACGAGCGAUAUUUGGUUCUAGCAACGUCGUUCUGGAGAUUUGCACGAAGAGAAGAGAGAAGAAACUUUUUGCACUCGUUUUAAAAGCGUGAGCAAAGACAAACUCACCAAAGGCAUCAGCCUCCGCUGUGACAAAUGUAAGAUAUUUUGUAAAGGCGGAGGAACAUUUCUGUGGAGCGUUUUGGUAAGAGUUGACGUGAUCUUUGAAGGAGUUUAACGACAGGUUGCAUGGCUUACUGGUGCUCGCGGCACAUCUCUAGCCACGGCACGCGACGAAGCGACCAGGAGAUCGUUCUCUCAGACCAGUAGGCAGCAGCACUAGAUGAGCUAUCUAGAGACGUGGUGCAUCAUCCUCUUCACGUUCGUUGCAACGCCAGAGACUUGAGACUUCCACGCAGCGACUGGGCUUGAACUCCAGUCGAAGAAGAAGAAGGCGGAGUCUUAACUUAUUAAAAGGAACUCGCCGAGGCUCGGUCGCAAAUAUGAUGAUGAUGUCUCUGAACAGCAAGCAGGCGUUCGCCAUGCCCCACACCAGUCUGGCCGAGGCCAAAUACUCCAGUUUGCAUUCUUCGUCCUCUUCCACUCUGACUUCCAACGCGCCCUCGUCCUGCUGCUCGACGUCCAGACACAGCCACACGAUCAUCAGCAGCGGAGGCUGCUCGGAGGCGAUGCGCCGAGCAUGUCUCCCAACCCCACCGAGCAAUAUAUUCGGCGGAUUGGAUGAGAGUUUGUUGGCCCGCGCGGAAGCUCUGGCGGCGGUGGAUAUAGUCUCGCAGACCAAAAGCCAUCAUCACCCUCCUCAUCACAGCCCCUUCAAGCCGGACACAACCUACCACACCAUGAACACGCAUCCGUGCACCUCGUCAUCUUCCUCUUCGUCGUCCGUGCCCAUCUCGCACCCGUCAGCUCUCGCGGGCCAUCACCACCACCACCACCAUCACCACCACCAGCCGCACCAGGCACUGGAGGGCGACCUGCUCGAUCACAUCACCCCAGGACUUGCACUUGCUGGAGCCAUGGCCGGGCCAGACGGCUCGGUGGUCUCCACGCCUGCGCACCCUGUCCACAUGGCAGGCAUGAACCACAUGCACCAAGCUGCCAUCAACAUGGCUCACGCCCAUGGGCUGCCAUCCCACAUGGGCUGCAUGAGCGACGUGGAUGCAGAUCCCAGGGACUUGGAGGCAUUCGCUGAGCGCUUUAAACAGCGUCGGAUCAAACUCGGCGUGACACAAGCGGAUGUAGGGUCAGCGCUGGCCAACCUGAAGAUUCCUGGCGUAGGCUCUUUAAGUCAGAGUACCAUCUGCCGGUUUGAAUCACUCACGUUGUCCCACAACAACAUGAUCGCCCUGAAGCCCAUCCUGCAAGCCUGGCUGGAGGAGGCUGAACAGUCGCACCGGGAAAAACUCAACAAACCCGAUCUCUUCAACGGGGCCGAGAAGAAGAGGAAGCGGACCUCCAUCGCGGCCCCCGAGAAAAGGUCCCUCGAAGCUUAUUUUGCUAUUCAGCCGCGUCCAUCCUCAGAGAAAAUUGCAGCAAUCGCAGAGAAGCUGGACCUCAAAAAGAACGUAGUGCGGGUUUGGUUUUGCAACCAGAGGCAGAAACAGAAACGCAUGAAAUAUUCGGCCUGCAUCUAGCUCGACCAGAAAACCAACAUGACGUGUCGAGAGACUCCUAAAACUGUUUAGAGACGAUUUGUAAAAUAUUUCUUAUCUCACACCUUUUUCAAUCAUCAAUAACUUGUGCAUUGAACCAGAAUUUCAUGACAUUCAAAAGAGACAUUUGAAUUUACGCAAAGGGGAUGUGGAAUCAUUUAAAGGAUCGUUUGACUGAUCAAGUAAGACCAUUCGUUUUUCCUCACUUAUUCUAGCACACUUUCUAUAUCAGAGGAGCAAGACUCUUUAAACCUCAGUCAGACAGCCUGCCUGAAGCUGAAUAGCAUAUUUUAGUCAUUUACCAGAAAGAGUUGUGUAUCGAGCUACACUUAACACCAGUAAUUAUUAUAAACUGAUCAAUUAUAAACUGAGAGGGGGAAAAUACUUCAGGUCAAAGUAGUGACAGUGUCUUGUCAGUUUUUCUCUUUUAAAAUAUUUCUUUCUCAGCAUGUCACGCUUCAAUCUGGUGUUAAUUCAGGGUUCAUUAGAUAAACAGAGGACAUCACAAAUUAAGUCCACGAACGAUUCUGCAACAUUAUUAGAUAACACCCAAACAGCUCCUUGUAAAUUAUUGAUUUAGCUGUUACAUGCAUCAUUUUGUCUGUCGUCUUCUUAAUUCAACUUCUGUGAUUUUAAUAAUGAUAACCAUAGCCUACAGUUUGGCAAUGGGCGAUAAUAAUAUCCAUAUUUUUCUUGUAAAGGCAUCUUUGCUAUAACUGAUCUCUUAGUUAUUCAAAUAGAACAUAUUGGAUAUACUGAACACGAGGAGAGGUUCAGUUGUUUUAAGUAAUGGGAUUUGUUCAGCCAAAUAUCUGUUGCAAUACGCCUGCGCUCUAACGUUUCUUAUGAACUAUUUAUCAUGUGAGGUAAUGUUUACUUCAUUACAUAUUUAUUGGGAUUCCCUCCACGUUUCUGCUUGAGAAAAUCAUAUUGAGACAACAAGGAAAACGUGGCCCUCUGCAAAUGGGGAAACUGCUUGAAACAGGACACUUUUAUUUUAUGUUUUCUUUCGUUCUUCUAACGUUUCGAAAAGGCACAAUCGAGAGAUAUAUGAGAACAUUUUCUUUGAAAUUAUUUUCAUGUAUGUAAUCUGCUUAUUUAUUUGUAUAAAUAUACGCGUAUAAUUAUGGAGUCGUUGCUUGUUAAAUUCACCAUGUUGAGU